Molecule: messenger RNA, 189 nt
Organism: Dovyalis caffra
Lineage: Eukaryota; Viridiplantae; Streptophyta; Magnoliopsida; Malpighiales; Salicaceae
Source: the annotation of a GenBank genome assembly
AUGUCGUCUGUGGAUAUACUCCAUAGAAAUGCACGUAGGAAGAUGACUUGUUCCGGGAAAAUUAAAAAGAAAAUUGAGGGUGGAAGUGUGAUGUCUAUUCUAACAAACCUAGCUAGAAACGAAGAGCAAAAACAAAUGUCAGGAUUUCUUGGUGGGAACUGGGGGCACCGAGGUGGGGUUUAUAAUUAA